This is a messenger RNA of Diabrotica virgifera virgifera (western corn rootworm), 2511 nucleotides long. RefSeq names its product piggyBac transposable element-derived protein 4-like. The transcript is spliced from 2 exons. Bases 335 to 2362 code for a protein of 675 amino acids. NCBI's taxonomy places the organism in Eukaryota, Metazoa, Arthropoda, Insecta, Coleoptera, Chrysomelidae. The record is from RefSeq and is a predicted model, not a curated record.
GGUUGCGUGAAGCGUGGCUCGAAGUCGUGCAAUUUACGAGAUUCUCUCGACCUGUAGAUCCUUGUAUAAAAAUAAAAAACAAAUCAAAAAUUUUUCACUAUUUUUCAGUCAAACAAAAACAAAACUCGAAAUCAAAACAAACACCAUAAAUAUAACAUAAUAAAUAAAUAAAUGAUAAUGAUAUAUUGGUAUCACUAAUAUCAUAAGCAUAAGCCAUAGAGAGUUUAUGCUAUAAAAGAAAUGGUAAAUACACACCCAACUACAAAACAAGUUGUACCUAUUAUGUACUUAUUAUUUUGUCAACAAGUAAGUCUGUUUACCUUACAUAAAUAAGAUGGAAAUUAACCAUGAAUACAAUUCACUGUGCAAUGUACAGUGCAAAAUGGAAAUUGAAGCAGAUGAGAGCAAUUGUGAAUAUAUUCCAGACUUAGUGAAAAAUGAAUUUGAAGAAGAUAAGCCUGAUCUAAUUUGUCUUCAGACCAAUAUUGACAUUUCUAUUGAUUCUAAUAUCUUAUUAAGAGAAAGUCACUCUGAUUUAAUCGAAGUUAUCAAGUCUGAAGAUGAUAUAAGUUUACCUUGUAGCAAAAAUGUGGAAUAUAAACAAAUAGGAAUAGGGGAAAAAUCAAAUGUUGCUGAACAAAUUCUAAACAGUGAACAUGGGUGGCUUGAAGAAGACAAAAACGAUGUAAGUGAUGUAGAUAGUGUUUCGGAAAAUGAAUAUUUGGUAUCUGAACAUGAUAGUGAAAGUGAAUUGUCAGAAAACGGUGAAAGUCGAAUUGAUGAAUCUCAUAAUGGGGAAGAUAAUUCAAGAUAUAUGUUUGGGAAAAAUCGGUUUAGAUGGUGUAGAUCAGAAGUGCAGCCAGUGUCUAGUACAAAAAAUCAAAAUAUAACAAAAGUGCCUCUUUUAAAAUCAACAGCCCAAAAUCUUGGGGAAGAAGCUGAUGCAAUAUCUGUUUGGGGACUUUUAUUUACAGAUGAUAUGCUAUUACAUAUAGUCGAAUGGACAAAUUUUAAAAUUAGAGCUGUAAGAUUAAAGUACAAGCAUAAAUAUUUGUACUUGAAAGAUACAGAUUUGAUUGAGCUGAAGGCAUUCCUUGGACUUCUGAUUUUCACUUCAAUAUUCAACUCAAAUCAUGAAAAUAUUGAAACAAUUUUUGCUACCGAUGGAACUGGCAGAGAUAUUUUCAGAGCCGUUAUGAGUGUCAAAAGGUUUGCAUUACUCUUGUCUACACUUAGGUUUGAUAAUCUAGAAGACCGUAAUGAACGGAAGAAAAUGGAUCCCGUUGCACCCAUUGGACAAAUUUUCAGAAGUUUCAUCAGAAAUGUCCAGAGUGUAUAUGAACUUGGCCAGUCUGUAACAGUUGAUGAAAUGGUGGUGAAUUUUAGGGGAAAAGUUCGCUUUAAAAUGUACAUGCCAAAUGCAUCAAGCAAAUAUGGUAUUAAAAUUAUGGCUCUAGCAGAUUCUGGAAGUGGAUACUUGUAUAAUGCCUAUAUAUAUAGUGGCAAAGACUGUGAUGGAAUUGGUAUCCCUGAAGAGUACAAGGAAUUAUCCAAACCAACACAAUCUGUUGUUCGUCUUGUUGAACCCAUCUUUGGUACCAAUCGAAAUGUAACAGCAGAUAAUUGGUUUUCUUCCAUUGAGCUAAUAAAUGUUUUGCAGAAAAAUAAGCUCACUUAUGUUGGUGCUAUGCAUAAAAAUAAACAAGAAAUUCCUCGUCAAUUAUUACCCAAUAGAACUAAAAAAAUUGGAUCAGCAAUAUAUGGAUUUUGUGAAGAAUGCACUAUUAUUUCUUAUGUAGAGAAGAAAAAUAAGGCUAAGAUUCUAAUUUCUUCCAUGCACGGUAGAAAUUCCACAGAUCCAAUAACUAAGAAGCCUGAAAUACUAAGCUUCUAUAAUUCCACUAAAGGUGGAGUAGAUAUUAUUGACAAGAACUGCAGAAAAAAUUCUUCGAGCCGACGGACAUGCAGGUGGCCUUUGGCUAUAUUUUUCCGCAUCCUGGACAUUUCUGUGCUUAACUCGUAUAUUUUACAUCAAUGUUUUAAAGGCAACAAAAAAGUACCAUUACAAGUAUUUGCUAAGAACUUAGCAGAGCAGUUAGUUCGUGAACAUUUGGAACGACGUUUAAUAAACCUACGGAUAUCUCGUGAGCUUCGUGGUACUAUUGCUCGUAUUCUUGGUAAAUCAGAAGUUAUUGUGGUGAACGAAAAUGUUAAUUUGGUGCUAAAUAAACGCAAAGGAUGUUUUUUGUGCCAUAGUUCAACACACCGCAUGACGAAAUAUUUAUGUGCUCAAUGUCAUAAACCAGUCUGCUUGCAAUGCUCCAAACCAACAUGCUCUACUUGUUUAUAUAAUAAUAUGUAAGCUUAGAGAUUGUUGCUGUUUCUAUUCUUCGAUAUAUUUAGAUAUGCUAUUUAGUUUGUUACAAAAAAAGUCAUUGAAACAUUAUUAUUUUGUUAUCAUUUGGUAUGUUCCAAAUCACUUUGAAAUAAAUGUAUAAAUAUGACCCAAAA